Molecule: messenger RNA, 1445 nt
Organism: Diprion similis
Lineage: Eukaryota; Metazoa; Arthropoda; Insecta; Hymenoptera; Diprionidae
Product: delta-like protein C
Exons: 7
Coding region: 35-1369 (444 amino acids)
Biological process (GO): motor neuron axon guidance; cell communication
Cellular component (GO): membrane
Source: RefSeq, a predicted model, not a curated record
UCCGCCUUAGUCUUGGUCGGGAAGUCGAGUCAAGAUGAUCCUCCUCAUCGGAUUUGUAUCGUUGUUGUUUGGUGUUCAAGAAGUGAUCCCAGUCGCCGAUCACAGUGCCGCCGCACUCCUCGCACCCUUUUUUGGAAUCACUUUGCUACCAGUAUCACUCGUCUCAGGUGCCAGCAGAUACGUCCCAAAGUGGAAGAAGCAGGCCUGCGAGGUCCCAGCAUCCCAGCACCCCAAUUCACACUACGUAUGCGACGAAGCCGGAGACGUGAAAUGUCUGUCAGGAUGGACCGGAGACUUGUGCGACGUGCCAAUGUGCAGGAAGGGGUGUGACCCACUCCAAGGAUACUGCCGUCGUCCUGGUGAAUGUCAAUGCAAAUUCGGCUUCUACGGAGAAGACUGUGACAAAUGCGUCACUUUACCGUUGUGUCAGCACGGCAGGUGCAACGUGAGCUUCGAAUGUGCCUGCGAUCCUGGAUGGUCAGGACCUUUCUGCUCCGAGCCGAUAUGCAGCUCAGACUGUCACCCAGCCAGAGGAUACUGCGAAAAACCAGGCGAAUGCAGGUGCAGACUCGGAUGGCAAGGACACAAGUGUAAGGAGUGCGCCGUUCUGCCAGGCUGCGUUCACGGAACGUGUCAAGGGCCUCUUGAGUGCCGCUGCAAACCAGGGUGGACUGGUUUCUUAUGCCAGAUACCAAUCUGCGCGAAGGGAUGCAGCCGGGAACAUGGAGGAUGUCGACGUCCUGAAACUUGCAGAUGCCGGGUUGGCUGGAAUGGGCCAAACUGCACGGAGUGUGUUCCUUAUCCAGGGUGCGUUCACGGCACCUGCAAAAGGCCAUGGGAGUGUCGGUGCCAACCUGGCUGGACUGGAGAUCUCUGCAAUGAGAAGUUGACCUACUGUGAUGAGAACCCGGAUUCCUGUAAGAAUAAUGGAACUUGCAUCAGCGUCACUCAGGAAGACGGAAAUUUCAGAUGCAUUUGUCCGUUGGGUUACAUGGGUCGUCAGUGUCAGAUCGAGACGACAGUACCAGCGACGGAAUUGAUGCCCCCAAUGCCGGUCAACACGCCGACGCAAUUCGUGAUGUCGCCGACGUCAACGGAGGAGAGCGUCGCGACGCAUUCCAGCCUCACUGAAGAGACGCCGGUGAAACCGGAUGUCGAAGAGAGCAGCCAGGCAUUUGAAGAAGACAAAGUUGAGGACGACGAUUCCGUCGAGCAUAAGGACGAGCAGACCGUCGAACCAUUGGGUCCGAUUUUCAUCACCGAUCCUCCGACCACGAAUGAACCUGCGGCAACAGCGGGAAAGUGGCCAACCGAACCUCCGACGACGGUGCUGCCCUCGGUGGACAGCGACGUCGAAAACGAGGCCUAAUCUUGGCCGAGAUUUUGGUCUGUUAAUUUUUCUACAAAACUGAUCAGUGAAAUUUCAUUUAGAUCGUACAGGCGCG